UACUUUUCAAGUCUAUCUGCUCAUUUCCUCACAUGAUCAAAGAGAGAUAGAAAGGGUUUAAACUUUCCUUAAUUAUAAGCAUAAAUCAUUUCAACGCUAAUGGUUUCUCGACAAGAAGAAACCCUUUUCUCUAGAAAGAGAGAUUUUACAGCCUAUGGAGAAGAGUUUCACAAUUUAUUCAAGAAGACCAAACAAGAAGAUCAAUCACAUGGAACACUUCAGAGAGCCAUGUUAAAUGAAGGAUCAAACUCAGAGAGUAUGAGAUCAGUUACGUUUGAUUUUGAACUUAACCUCCACACUCCUCUACCUUCAGGCUGGCAGAAAUCUAUAGAGACUAAGAGCUAUCCGAGAACAUCUGUGGAUCAUAGGACGAGACACCCCAACGAUCCGUUGCUUGUUGAGCGACCAAAGAUGAGUCUAGACCUUGAGCUGAACCUCUCACCUUCUUAUUCACCUACAAAGGCCGCUACGGAAAUAGAAGAAUCCUCAAAUGACAAUGAAAACGUGUCAUCAUCGAAGGGUAUCAAUCUGACAAGCCCGAGAAUGAAGACCACGACUGUGACAGGAUUAAAACGAUCAUUGUCAUGGCUUGCGUUUGAAGGUGGUGAUGACGAUGACGUUGACUGCAAGGAGCAAGAGAUGGUAACAAAAGUGUGCAUGAAAUGCCACAUGCUGGUUAUGCUGUGCACAUCAACUCCUGUUUGUCCCAACUGCAAGUUCAUGCACCCACAUGAUCACAGCUCUACUAAACUGUUUAAACCAUCGAAUUUGCUUAGGCUCUUGUGUUAGGCUUUACUGAAUCUAUUAAAAAAUUGUACGGAAUAAUAUGAACCAUCGAGAGACUUGAGAAAAGACAAGGUUAUGUAUAGACUACAAGUACUAAAAGUUUUAUUCUAUGCGUUUAUCCGAAAGAUAUUCCAUCUCUUUGUUCAUGCUAUAGAUCUGAACUUAAUAGUAUUGCAUUGAAUUGUA
This is a messenger RNA of Raphanus sativus (radish), 972 nucleotides long. RefSeq lists its product as uncharacterized. The record is from RefSeq and is a predicted model, not a curated record. NCBI's taxonomy places the organism in Eukaryota, Viridiplantae, Streptophyta, Magnoliopsida, Brassicales, Brassicaceae. The transcript is spliced from 3 exons. The coding region runs from base 100 to 789 and encodes 229 amino acids.